Molecule: messenger RNA, 1043 nt
Organism: Lycium ferocissimum
Lineage: Eukaryota; Viridiplantae; Streptophyta; Magnoliopsida; Solanales; Solanaceae
Product: ras-related protein Rab11D-like
Exons: 2
Coding region: 148-822 (224 amino acids)
Cellular component (GO): endosome
Molecular function (GO): GTP binding; GTPase activity
Source: RefSeq, a predicted model, not a curated record
ACAGCAAGAUUCUAGUUAACACACAGCCAACAUUUGUUUCCCUGUCUUUCUCUCCUCUUUUUCCCUCUCAUUCUCUUUCUACUUUCUACUGAUUUUCUUCUUCCAUUUUUACACACAACUUUUAGUGCUAAAUUUGAAAGAACAAAAAUGGCAAGUGGAGGUGGCUAUGGUGAUGCAAGUCAAAAAAUAGACUAUGUUUUUAAAGUGGUUUUAAUAGGUGAUUCAGCUGUGGGAAAAUCACAAAUAUUGGCUAGAUUUGCAAGAAAUGAGUUUAGUCUUGAUUCUAAAGCUACAAUUGGUGUUGAGUUUCAAACAAGAACACUUGUUAUUCAACAUAAAUCUGUCAAAGCUCAGAUCUGGGAUACUGCUGGCCAAGAAAGAUAUAGAGCUGUCACAAGCGCUUACUACAGGGGAGCUGUCGGAGCUCUAUUGGUUUACGACAUAACAAAACGCCAAACUUUUGAUCACAUGCCACGCUGGCUUGAAGAGUUACGUGCGCAUGCUGACAAGAACAUCGUGAUUAUGCUGAUCGGAAACAAAACUGAUCUUGAAGAUCAACGAGCUGUUCCCACGGAGGAUGCUAAAGAAUUUGCACAGAAAGAGGGAUUAUUCUUCUUAGAGACAUCUGCUAUGGAGGGCAGAAAUGUCGAGGACGCGUUUUUUACUGUUUUGACAGAGAUCUUCAACAUUGUGAACAAGAAGAAUCUUGCUGCAGGUGAUGAUCAAGCGAAUGGUAAUCCUGCUUCUUUAACGGGAAAGAAAAUUCUUGUACCUGGUCCUGCACAAGUUAUCCCAGAAAAGAAAGCAUGUUGUAGAUCUUGAGAAAUUGGGAUUUUUGAAAGAACAAAAAUAAGGGAUAUUGAGAUUUGGUGUUUCUUUUUCAUUCUUUGGGUGUCAAUCAAUUUCUUGGGUAUGUUAGAUUUCAAAAUUCAUCUCAUAGUGAUUCUUGAAAGUCUUUUUUGUUUAUAUGUUAUGAUGUUAUUUGUGUACUGUUUCAAUGAAAGGAAAUAGUUACAUAAAGGAUAAUUGCACUCGGUCCUCCA